AUGGCGGGCAUCGUUCGCGGCGUGCCUGGUUUGGCCCAGCCAUCUGUGGAUUCCCCCGAGCGAGGGCCCCCGCCCCCGCCUGUCUCCGAUCCGCCUGGGCCGGACCUGCAGCGGACUAUCAAGGCAGUGCUCAAUGCAAAGAGAGUUGCCGUCGUCGUUGGCGCCGGCAUCUCCACUGCUGCCAACAUCCCCGACUUCCGCUCGUCAACUGGGCUGUUCGCCUCCCUCAAGGCACGAUUCCCGAACGCCAAACUGACCAGCGGGCGCGAUCUCUUCGAUGUCAACGCCUGGAAAGAUCCCGAUACUCUCAGCCUGCACUUCGGAAUGCUUGCCGAACUUCACAAGAUGUGCGGUGCCGCCCAACCUACUGCCUUCCACCAGUUCUUGAAACGUCUGGAUGAUGACGGCAAACUCAGUCGGGUUUAUACCCAGAACAUCGAUGGAUUGGAAGAAAAAGCUGGCUUGACUUACGGGAUCCCUGGCCAGGACGAGAUUCUAAACCAUUCAUCCUCUAACACCAAUCGCUCUCGCCCAGAGCCGCCUUUGACCCCAGGAAAGCGAAACCUCAAGCGAAAACGCGAUGAAAAUCCGGAGGCCCAAUUGCCACCUACGCCUCGCUCGACGCCGCCUCCAUCCCAGAGAUCUGAGUCAGAACCUAGUCAAUCCCAGAGUGAGCCCGACGACCCUUGCUCCUCGCAACUGUCUGCCGCCUCAACUAUCACCUCCUCUGACCGCAAGCCGAGCUGCCCUGAGACACCCAAGUCAAAGCCCAAGACUCGAUCAGCAUCUGCCGCCGAGGCUGCCCAAGCCCCAGCCCCUUCUCGUCCUACACGCUCUAAACCUAUCGACCCCUUUCCUCGUGUGAUCCCUCUUCAUGGGACUCUCAAGAAUCUCUCAUGUCUGACAUGCAGGCAUUCCGUCCUUAUGUCGGAUUACAUCGUCAAGCUUGCCGAAGGCGAGCCUAUCCAUUGUCCACAAUGUCAGACCUUCGACACUGCACGAGCGAUCUCGGGCUUCCGAACCCGGGGUGUCGGGCUGCUCAAAUCCGGCGUUGUCUUGUACGGCGAGGAGCAUAAUGCGGGCGACCAGGUGGGCGCGGUGACGAGCCGAGACCUGAUGCGAGGCCGACGACCGGACCUGCUAAUCGUAGCUGGGACGAGCCUGAAGGUGCCCGGGACGAAGCGGCUGGUGAAGGAGCUAAGCAAAGUGAUCAAGCCACCGUCGAAGACCUCGAGCGUCUCCGGCGACGACGAUCAGGAAGAGGAGGAGAGCUCGAGCAGCAAAAAACCCCCGCCGAUCCACACCAUCUUCCUCAACAACGAGUUCCCCGCGCCCUGCGGGAUCUGGAAAGAGACCUUCGACAUCUGGGUCAAGGGUAACGUCGACCAGUUCAUUCGCCUCGUCGACGAGGAACGCCAAGCCCAGGAAGAGCUCAAGCAAAAGAAGGCCCAGGAGAAGCUCGAGCGAGAGCGCAAGAAGGAGGAGAAGCUCCGCGCACCCUCCUCCUCCGCUGGGUCUACCACCCUCCCCGAGCCGGCCUCCUCAGCAGCGCCCACCGCUUCCAGAUCAAGGGCAUCCACUGUCGCCGCUGCCACCGCCAAGACUAAGAAGAUCAUUCUCAAAGGCCCAGCGAAGCCUGCCCCAUCCGUCCAAGCCAAACCGGCGGUUGCCAAACCAUCAGUUGCCGGCUUCUUCAAGACCGGAAAAGCUACUGUCGCAUCCACUCCCACCGUCAAAACCACCAAGACUGCUACUAAAAGCACCGCGGCGGCUCUCAAGAACUCCAAACUUCCCCCCGCUGCUGCUGCUGCUGCCCCUGCAACGACUAAAUCUGGACCGGCUACACGCAGGAAAAGCCAGGCUAAUCCGAGGAAAAACGUCAAGUGCUGA
Puccinia triticina is the source of this 1890-nucleotide messenger RNA. RefSeq lists its product as uncharacterized. The record is from RefSeq and is a predicted model, not a curated record. Bases 1 to 1890 code for a protein of 629 amino acids. The transcript is spliced from 5 exons. Lineage: Eukaryota; Fungi; Basidiomycota; Pucciniomycetes; Pucciniales; Pucciniaceae. Gene Ontology annotation, biological process: regulation of DNA repair; replication-born double-strand break repair via sister chromatid exchange; negative regulation of transcription by RNA polymerase II. Gene Ontology annotation, cellular component: mating-type region heterochromatin. Gene Ontology annotation, molecular function: histone deacetylase activity, NAD-dependent; NAD+ binding.